Planococcus citri (citrus mealybug) is the source of this 3717-nucleotide messenger RNA. RefSeq names its product protein mab-21-like. The transcript has a single exon. NCBI's taxonomy places the organism in Eukaryota, Metazoa, Arthropoda, Insecta, Hemiptera, Pseudococcidae. The record is from RefSeq and is a predicted model, not a curated record. Bases 482 to 1582 code for a protein of 366 amino acids.
AUGUACGAUUUUAUGUACCAUACAGAGGUAUACCAACGAUACCGACGAUGCACGAUUAUACUUUCGUAGCACAUUAGCUAUAUACGAGCACGAGUACGAGUACAAUUCAUUAAGGCGCGAAUAGUGAUACUCGAACCUGCGGUGGUAUUUUUACGCUGUAUUUUCGUGGUUGGUUCGAUUUUCACCGCACCGCACCACAGAUCCAUAUACUCGUAGUUUACGAAUAAUUUAAUUAACCAAAGUGUAACGUCGUGGACGCGGUGUAAACGCGAAAAUUGUGAAGCUUACGAUGUGGUCGCGGUUUCCGAAAUUGUCGCUGUCGCUUUCCUGGUGUCGUCAGUCGAGUUGAUCAUUAAAGUCAAAAACAAAAAAGUGCGUUCGUGUCUUCGGAGUGAAAUUCAUUGGUCGACAACAAUCGGUUACGUUCCGCAUUCUAUGAGCCCGCACGAGUAAAUCGCGAAAGAGACCAGCAUCGGACGCCAUGUUGGUGCCAACGGAUCCGCUAUCCGUCAACCAAUCCAAGAUGAUGUACCAGCUGAACAAAUUCUUCGGCGAUCGAGUCCAAAGUCGUAAGCUGGCCAUCACGAAAGCGAUCCGCGAAGUGUGCAAAGUAGUGCAAGAGGUUCUGCGCGAGGUCGAGGCCCAAGAGCCACGCUUCAUCUCGUCGUUAUCCGAAUGCAACGGCCGCUACGAGGGCUUGGACGUGAUCACGUCAACCGAAUUCGAAAUCGUGCUCUAUCUCAACCAAAUGGGAGUAUUCAACUUCGUGGACGACGGCACGAUCCCCGGCUGCGCUGUGCUCAAGCUGAGCGAUGGCCGCAAACGCAGCAUGUCGCUCUGGGUCGAGUUCAUCACCGCUUCCGGAUACCUAUCAGCUCGCAAAAUCCGAUCCCGUUUCCAAACUCUGGUAGCUCAAGCUUGCGACAAAUGCGUGUAUCGCGACAGCGUGAAAAUCAUCCCCGAUACCAGCGAGGUGAAGCUGAAAAUCCGCGACCGAUACGUCGUCCAGAUUACUCCGUCUUUCAAAUGCGCCGGCGUUUGGCCAAGAUCUUCGGCCCAUUGGCCCAUACCUCAUAUACCUUGGCCUCAUCCAAAUCUGGUAGCCGAAGUGAAAACCGAAGGCUUCGAUCUACUCUCCAAGGAGAGCGUCGCCAUGCAGGGUAAACAAUCCGCUAUGGAGGGCGACGCCUGGGUCAUGUCCUUCACCGAAGUCGAGAGUAGGCUGCUUUUUGGCGGCUGUCGUCGCAAAUGUUUGAGUAUUUUGAAAACUCUUCGCGAUCGUCACCUCGAACUACCCGGAAAUCCGGUCACCAAUUACCAUAUGAAGACGCUGGUUCUGUACGAAUGCGAAAAACACCCCCAGGAUGUCGAAUGGGACGAAUCGUGCUUGGGCGACAGAAUCAACGGUAUAUUCUUACAGCUAAUCUCGUGUCUGCAGUGUCGCCGAUGCCCGCAUUACUUUCUGCCUCAUUUAGACUUGUUCAAAGGCAAAGCUCCAAGUGCGCUGGAGAAUGCAGCCAGACAAGUGUGGAGACUCACCAGAGAACUUUUAACCAAUGCUAAAGCUUUCGAUAAACUAUGAACGCGACGCUUUCGUUCUGGUGUAUUUUGUUUUCCUCGCAAGAGUACGCGACUUAUAUUGCGAGUAAAAAUGAUUCUUGCAUUAGCAUUAGUGUGCAUUGUGAGUAUAGCUUUGAACAUCUCGUGAAGACAGUUUCACGUCUCGAGGAAUAGAAAUCUAAUAUGAUGUACGUUUGUGUAUCCACACUCGGAAGGGCACAAGGAUGAGGGAUUGUUUUAUGCAGAACUAGUAAAGGCAGCCACUUUGUAGGAAAAUUUGGUACAAAUAUUUCAAAAAUUCAAGAACUUUGCGGAAAAAAAUAUGAAAAUUUAAAGACAAACAGACUAUAUUUGAGACUAUUCCUUCCCAUUUGCUUCGAUCGCAAUUUAGGCAAAAUUUUCUAAACUGUAUUUAAGUUCGUUUGGAUUGAAAAUCACCUUUUUUUUUUCAAAAGUCAAGCGUAAAAGUAAAAUGAAUUUGAAUCUGUGUGUAUCGAUGGGAACAAAUUUUGGAAAAUGGUUUCUAAAUCGAUGGAAGGGGUCACGAAUAGAUAGAGAUAGGUACAUUUAUUUUAAAUUUUUAGGGCUUCUAAAAUUUUAUUUAGGUGCUCUAUAGAGACAUUUUUCCAAAACUGUGAAUUCAAAAACUCGUUAGAGGCUCCAGAGCGAUUCAAAUUCGUUCUCAUUGAUUGGUUUGUGAGGUGCAUAUUCAAAUUCAUGCAUCAGCUUUCUAUGUGCUUCAAUUUGAUCAGAUUUCAACUUUUUCAAGCAACGUUGAAAUUAUACCCACUCAGUUUUGAACCAAUUUGACCAAUCCAGUCCAGAUUUAAAAUUACUUGAAAAUUACAUUCUUUCUCAAGUUUUUUUUUCACUAAACUUCAAAAUUUCACAUCAUUCAUUAGAAUUCAAAAAUGAGAACGCAACGGUGAAGAAUCUGUUUUGAUCAUCUUGUCAAGUUGAAACAAUUGUAUUACAAUCUUCCCAUCCUCUCAAAAUUUCUUAAAACUAAUUUUAAAAGUAGAAAGAAACUUUGAAAAAAGUCAGAAUGCUCGCGUCAAACUUUUUAAAAGCUCUUUGGGUAUUACUUAGAUUCUGAAUUUAAUAAAUGAAGUGAAAAAGUGAAGGAUUUUUUUGGAGAUUGGGAGAGAGGAGAAGAGUAGGUGGCAAUUUUCAUAAAUUAUUUCUAUCAAAUAAUUCGAACCCCCCCCCCCCCUCAAAUGAGCUCUUCCGAGUGCUUCGUUGGAUAUAUACAGAGCUAAUAAAUACGUAAAUAAUUUUAUUGUUCUUCCUUUUAAAGCGUGUAAGAGAAUUAAUCGCGAAUUAAAUUGCGAAUGUUGAUCACCGCAGUGACGUCUAAAGGCUUUUAAAAAAAGCGUAGACAAAUGUACUCAGUUAUUGUGAAAUUUAUAGUCAUUUUUCGAACCGAUUUUCAUCAUCGUAGAGCCAUUUGCAAAUUUUUCACAGCCUAGGACAGUUCCAUAAACAUUAGCUAGGAUUUAAAAGCGAAAUUUUGAAGUUCCUAAGGGUAGAAGAAUUACAAAAUCUUUCAAAAAAGAUUUGAAAUUGCAUCGAAAUGAGCUGUUCCUAUAGAAAUUUCAUGAGAAUUGGGAAAAAUACAUAUGAAAUCAAGCGAGACAUUUUAAAAUUGAAAAAAUAUCAUAAAAAUUGUCAAAAAUCGACGAAUAAGUUCAAAGUUGAGAUUUUAGCAGAUAUCCUGGGCAUAAAUGACUCGAAUUUUCAUAAAAAUCGACCAAACUGCCGAAAAAGUGAUGUGAAAAUCCCAGUUUGGAAAAACUUUACUCGCAUUAAAAUAUUUUUAGAAUUUUUUACAACGCAGAAAGAAACUAUUAUUUUAAUUUUGUUUUGUAAUUUUAUACCUUUAGAUAAACUUUUUUUUUUCGUAUUUUGAGACAUUUUCUACAAAAGGAAAACGUUUUCGCAAAAUUUAACCUACGCUGGUCGUAAAACCAACCUUUGAAACUCUUUAGACGCUGCUAAGUAUUUUUUUACCUACCUAUUUCUUUUCUAGUCGACGAUGAAUUAAGUAUUUUUAACACGUUUUAUUACUUAAAUUUUAGUGUUAUCUUCUUCUGUACGCGUAAAUAAUGUUAUUUUUUUGUAUGUACUUGAUAAUAAAAAAUUCGUCUUCUUUUGACA